This is a messenger RNA of Aspergillus aculeatinus CBS 121060, 829 nucleotides long. RefSeq names its product ubiquitin-ribosomal 40S subunit protein eS31 fusion protein. The coding region runs from base 299 to 763 and encodes 154 amino acids. The transcript has 3 exons. Gene Ontology annotation, molecular function: protein tag activity; structural constituent of ribosome; ubiquitin protein ligase binding. Lineage: Eukaryota; Fungi; Ascomycota; Eurotiomycetes; Eurotiales; Aspergillaceae. The record is from RefSeq and is a predicted model, not a curated record. Gene Ontology annotation, biological process: translation; modification-dependent protein catabolic process; protein ubiquitination. Gene Ontology annotation, cellular component: nucleus; cytoplasm; ribosome.
UGAAGGUUUAGGAAGACAAGUCUUGUCGAGGUUAGUUGAACGCCCCCUACACUUGCCUUGAGAGAGAGGCGAUCACAGGAUGUUCAUCCUCAUCCAUGCCCCCUUUCUGUAUCCCCUUCGUUUCAGCUCGCACUGUGCAAAUCUUGUUUCUGUGUGAGAUGAUUCGGGAGGCGAAAAAGAAGCCUGCAGGAUGAUGAGGGGAUGAACAUUUUUCUGGAAAAAAUCUCUUUUCACAGAGGCCGUCCCCAAACGAGGCACAAGAACUAACUGUCGCCCUUGCUAUCAGACCUUCAUCAAGAUGCAGAUCUUCGUCAAGACCCUUACGGGUAAGACUAUCACCCUUGAGGUGGAGUCCUCCGACACCAUUGACAAUGUCAAGUCCAAGAUCCAGGACAAGGAGGGUAUCCCCCCGGACCAGCAGCGUCUGAUCUUCGCUGGUAAGCAGCUCGAGGACGGCCGUACUCUUUCGGACUACAACAUCCAGAAGGAGUCCACCCUCCACCUCGUGCUCCGCCUCCGUGGUGGUGGUAAGAAGCGCAAGAAGAAGGUCUACACCACCCCCAAGAAGAUCAAGCACAAGCACAAGAAGACCAAGCUCGCCGUCCUCAAGUACUACAAGGUCGACGGUGAUGGCAAGAUCGAGCGUCUUCGCCGCGAGUGCCCCUCCCCCGAGUGCGGUGCCGGUAUCUUCAUGGCUGCCAUGCACAACCGCCAGUACUGCGGCAAGUGCCACCUCACCUACGUCUUCGACGAGUCCAAGUAAAUUGGCCUUUGACAAGUCGCCUAUCUUUCGCUCCAGCUGGAUGUGCUUCGAUUUUCCCCGUGGAAC